This is a messenger RNA of Otolemur garnettii (small-eared galago), 3004 nucleotides long. RefSeq names its product RAB GTPase activating protein 1 like (gene RABGAP1L). The transcript has 23 exons. The record is from RefSeq and is a predicted model, not a curated record. Bases 206 to 2968 code for a protein of 920 amino acids. NCBI's taxonomy places the organism in Eukaryota, Metazoa, Chordata, Mammalia, Primates, Galagidae.
UCUUCCUGCCAGGCCAUCCCUUCUCCCCUCCCCUCGCCGCUCCCUCCGCCCUCCCAGGGCUCUGGCAGCGGCGGAGUGAACGGGACUGGCCCGGCCGCAGAGCGCGGGGCGGCGGGUGGGAAGCGGGCGCCUGAAGGAGUUGUUCCGGCAGCGCCUGCGGAGACGUGAGGAGGUGGAUGUGCGAAGAGAAGUUUGCAGAACUGAAAUGGAGGUCACAGCUUCUUUACAGAAGGUUAGUGGGCCAUCUGAUUCUGUGGGUACACUGAACAGUGAAGAAUUUGUUUUGGUUCCUCAGCAUGCAGCUGAUACUUCUACAAAAGAUGAAGAAAAACCUCACCUGAAGAUAGUUUCUAAUGGUGAUGAACAAUUGGAAAAAGCCAUGGAAGAGAUAUUGAGAGAUUCUGAGAAAGGGCAAAGUGGUCUUCUUGUUGACUGUCACAGUUCCAGUGAGAUUUCAGAACAUUCAUUUGGAGAUACUACAGCUAGCCAAACAAAUAAGCCAUCUCUCCAUCUAAUUUUGGAUCCCUCUAAUACAGAAAUUUCUACACCAAGACCAUCUUCUCCAAGUGGACUACCUGAGGAAGAUAGUGUUUUAUUUAACAAAUUGACCUACUUAGGAUGUAUGAAGGUUUCUUCCCCACGUAAUGAAGUGGAGGCUUUACGGGCAAUGGCAACCAUGAAAUCUUCCAGUCAGUACCCCUUUCCUGUUACUCUGUAUGUGCCAAAUGUUCCAGAAGGUUCUGUGAGAAUCAUAGACCAGUCCAGCAAUGUGGAGAUAGCAUCUUUUCCAAUCUAUAAGGUGUUAUUCUGUGCACGUGGACAUGAUGGGACAACAGAGAGCAAUUGCUUUGCAUUUACAGAGAGUUCCCAUGGUUCAGAAGAAUUCCAGAUACAUGUUUUUUCCUGUGAAAUUAAAGAGGCAGUAAGCAGAAUUUUAUAUAGUUUCUGUACAGCAUUCAAACGUUCUUCCAGACAAGUGUCUGAUGUGAAAGACUCCAUUAUUCCUACCCCUGACAGUGAUGUGUUUACCUUCAGUGUUUCCUUAGAGGUAAAAGAAGAUGAUGGAAAAGGAAACUUCAGUCCUGUGCCUAAGGAUAGAGACAAAUUUUAUUUCAAAUUAAAGCAGGGAAUAGAGAAGAAAGUUGUGAUUACAGUGCAGCAACUUUCUAACAAAGAAUUAGCUAUUGAAAGAUGUUUUGGAAUGUUAUUAAGCCCAGGUCGAAACGUGAAGAACAGUGACAUGCAUUUACUGGAUAUGGAAUCCAUGGGAAAGAGCUAUGAUGGGAGAGCUUAUGUUAUCACCGGCAUGUGGAACCCCAAUGCACCAAUAUUUCUGGCACUUAAUGAGGAAACCCCGAAAGAUAAACGAGUGUACAUGACCGUGGCAGUGGAUAUGGUAGUCACAGAGGUGGUGGAGCCUGUCCGCUUUCUCCUGGAGACAGUAGUUCGUGUGUACCCUGCAAAUGAGCGAUUUUGGUAUUUCAGCAGAAAGACUUUCACAGAGACUUUCUUCAUGAGAUUGAAACAGUCUGAGGGAAAGGGUCAUACCAAUGCUGGAGAUGCAAUAUAUGAGGUGGUGAGUCUACAGCGAGAAUCAGACAAGGAGGAACCAGUCACUCCUACUGGUGGAGGGGGUCCAUUGUCACCCCAGGAGGAUGAAGCAGAAGAGGAGAGUGAUAAUGAACUCUCAAGUGGAACAGGUGAUGUGUCUAAGGAUUGUCCUGAGAAGAUCCUAUAUUCUUGGGGAGAAUUGCUGGGAAGAUGGCAUAGUAACCUUGGUGCACGACCGAAAGGGCUAUCUACCUUGGUGAAGAGUGGUGUUCCUGAAGCAUUAAGGGCAGAGGUAUGGCAGUUAUUGGCAGGCUGUCAUGACAACCAGGCAAUGCUGGAUAGAUACAGAAUUCUUAUCACAAAGGAAUCAGCCCAGGAAAGUGUCAUUACUCGAGAUAUUCAUCGUACAUUUCCUGCACAUGAUUACUUUAAAGAUACUGGAGGAGAUGGUCAGGAAUCACUCUAUAAGAUCUGCAAGGCCUACUCUGUGUAUGAUGAAGACAUUGGGUACUGUCAAGGACAGUCUUUUCUUGCUGCUGUGUUGCUUCUGCAUAUGCCAGAGGAGCAAGCAUUCUGUGUUUUGGUGAAAAUCAUGUAUGACUAUGGUUUGCGAGACCUGUACAAAAACAACUUUGAGGAUCUUCAUUGCAAAUUCUAUCAGUUGGAAAGACUAAUGCAGGAGCAGCUACCAGACCUGCACAGCCAUUUCUGUGACCUGAACCUGGAGGCUCAUAUGUAUGCAUCCCAGUGGUUUCUCACUCUUUUCACAGCCAAGUUCCCACUCUGCAUGGUGUUCCACAUCAUUGACUUACUGCUUUGUGAGGGUUUGAACAUAAUCUUUCAUGUAGCUUUGGCUCUCCUAAAGACCUCAAAGGAAGACCUUCUGCAGGCUGAUUUUGAAGGUGCUUUAAAGUUCUUCAGAGUUCAGCUUCCAAAGAGAUACAGGGCAGAGGAAAAUGCAAGAAGAUUGAUGGAGCAGGCUUGCAAUAUAAAAGUACCAACCAAGAAGCUGAAGAAAUAUGAGAAAGAAUAUCAGGCAAUGCGAGAGAGUCAGCUGCAGCAGGAAGACCCAAUGGAUAGAUACAAGAGGGAGAACCGAAGAUUACAGGAGGCCAGCAUGAGGUUGGAACAAGAGAAUGAUGACCUCGCCCAUGAACUAGUAACCAGCAAAAUUGCUCUACGGAAUGAUCUGGAUCAGGCAGAAGACAAGGCAGAUGUGUUGAAUAAGGAGCUCCUUCUGACCAAGCAGAAGCUGGUGGAGACCGAAGAAGAGAAGAGGAAGCAAGAGGAAGAGACUGCCCAGCUAAAAGAAGUCUUCAGAAAACAGCUAGAGAAGGCAGAAUAUGAAAUAAAGAAGACAACAGCCAUCAUUGCUGAGUAUAAGCAGGUAAUGUGCCACAGGGGCACAUGGUGCUAGUUACAGUUUUUUGCCAUAAAGUAAUUAUUUUUGUUG